AUGAUCAUGUUUUGCUUUUUGUGUCCAACUAUAAUUUGUUUAUAUGAAACUGGAUCAUACUUUGAAGAUGAACCCGUUUCAAUAAUACAAAUUAUUAUCACUGAUGCUCACAGAUUCAGUGUUAUGAGUGUUACAUAUUUUCACGUUCUAUUGAAUAUUAGUGAGUUGAUCUUUGUAGAUAAAAUUGUACUUGAUGUUUGAUACAGAUAGAUUAGACUUUAUCGUCAGAGUCAACAACAACAAUGAUGACAAAUCAUUUCAAACUUAUUCAAAAUCUAAAUACCUUCUUCUGAUCUGUGCAGCAAUUCCAUUUGGUUCCUUAUAUGCCUACUCAAUAAAUUAUCCAAAUUUGAGACCGUUUGGAUUACUUUUCAUUGUUUUACUCAAUGUUGGCAAUACGUUUCUUGAAAUAAAAUUAUAUGUUUUAUCGAAAACAUGGUUCGAAAAAACACGUGGAUUAAUUUCUCUCAAUCAAAGAUAUGAACUAUUUUCUAGUUUGCGGCUUAUGAAAUCAUUUAUACCCGCUUCAAUUAUUGGACUUAUUUUCAAAUUCGUGACUUUAGGAGUGAUUAGUUCGAAAAUGUGGAUUAUAUUGGUCGACAAUGCAACAUUCUAUUUUUCAUACAAUUUGGUGAGUUUGAGAGAAAAAUUGAUGCUCAUAAAAAUCAAAUAAUUUUCAGUUAUGGAAUAUUGAUUCUAUGAUCUUUCCCUGGUUUUUUUUAUUUGCAAGUUGGAGAAUCAAAAUUCACAAGACAAAUAAGACGAUCCCUAUACAACACGAUCAUUUUGAGCAACUCAGAAAAUCUUGGAACUAA
This is a messenger RNA of Caenorhabditis angaria, 815 nucleotides long. The record is from the annotation of a GenBank genome assembly. NCBI's taxonomy places the organism in Eukaryota, Metazoa, Nematoda, Chromadorea, Rhabditida, Rhabditidae.